AUGAAUGUUUUAGCUAGUAAUAUAGUAAUGCCAUACUUCUUUGGACGUUGUUCUGCAUAUGCAAGUGUGAUGAGCUCACAUAUUGUGUCAGUAUCUACCUACACAGAUGAAUUAUUUUCGGAUAGGACAGAGAUGCAAUGUUUACGAAGGUUCUUUAACACUGAACUCAUCAAAGGUCCUUGGACUCAAGAGGAAGUUGACAAAAUUAUUGACCUUGUAAACAAGUAUGGACUAACAAAAUGCUUGCAAGGUCAGCUACCAGAACUUCCCCGCUGA
Molecule: messenger RNA, 276 nt
Organism: Triticum turgidum subsp. durum (durum wheat)
Lineage: Eukaryota; Viridiplantae; Streptophyta; Magnoliopsida; Poales; Poaceae
Source: the annotation of a GenBank genome assembly